Messenger RNA from Trametes versicolor FP-101664 SS1, 1129 nucleotides. RefSeq lists its product as uncharacterized. The transcript is spliced from 8 exons. Bases 20 to 1093 code for a protein of 357 amino acids. NCBI's taxonomy places the organism in Eukaryota, Fungi, Basidiomycota, Agaricomycetes, Polyporales, Polyporaceae. The record is from RefSeq and is a predicted model, not a curated record.
AUUCUCGCGACGCUCGAGAAUGGCCCGUCUCUCUCUUCUCUUCCUCGUCCUCGCGAGACUCUCGACCGCUCUCUCCGUUCCGCUCGACGACGCCGCGCCGCCCAACAAUGUGGCCACGAAUUCGACCGUGUUGACCAAGUCUCCCGCCCUCCCCGCACCGCUGUGCUUCCCCUCGCUGGGGUUCGUAAUGCCCGACGUGCUCCCACCGGACAACACGGAGUGGUGGUGCGACCCCGCAACCGAGUACGCGUUCCUCGGGUUCAGCUAUGAGAUCACCGACUGCCAGAGCCUCGAGCAGCUGAACGCGGACUUCCGCGAUAUCCGGCAAAAGUUCAAUUCGCGCUACAUCCGGCUGUACGGUUUCUGCGACAACGAGGGCUACUACAACGACGUCGUGUCUGCCGCCUGGGACAAUGCCCUCGGCGUACAUGCCCUCAUCUGGUUCGGAUUCAACGGAGACCUGGUCUGGGUCCCGCGCCGCGACGCCAUCCUCGCCCUGCUGCACGCGAACCCGAAGGCGAAGUUCGUGACGCGUGUGCUGCAGUUCGGCUCGGAGCCGCUGUUCGACAACGCGAUCGCGCACGACACGCUCGCGGAGCAGGUCGUGCUCGCGCAGGCGAACCUUUCCAGCCUGCACAUCCCCGUCACCGUCAGCGAGCUCGCGACGGGCUACCAGGAGCGCGGCGGCGGGCAGGACGUGCUCGACGUGAUCGACUCGAUCAACAUACACAUGCUGCCGUUCUUCUCGACGGAGGCGACGACUUCGGACAAGGCAUGGCCGCUUGUGUUGCAGGACCUGAAUUGGUUUAUUGAGCAUGGGAACGGGAAGAAGAUGUACUUCGAUGAGAACGGCUGGCCCUCUAUAAUCUGGUCAGGCGUGGAACCCAACAGCCCUGAUGCAGUUGCAGACGUACCCAACGAGCAGGGGUAUUAUGCGCUGCUGGAGGAGAACUGCGAGUUCCUCCGGGACGUCGUCGGGGCCGGCAUCGGCUGGUUCGCGCACAUCUAUACAGACGAAAUGGAGCCAGGAUAUGGGAUCUACGACGACGAGGGGAAUAUGAAGUUCCCGUUCGCGCCGCGCACACAUUGUUGAUAGACGAGCGUCCUCCGAGUCGAGGCUUGGGGCGCC